CUUGCGCCACACGGCGUGCGGCACGCGCCGGCUAUCGGCCCAUCGUUCGGCAGGGACUCAGGUUCUCGCCGGGCAGCGCUUCUCUUUUCCAUUUCGCGAAACUCUAGCGGCGUCCGGGAGCAGUAAACUGCAGCCAUGGAGUGCCUGGUCCCCAGAAUGCUUGACGCCGUCCCGAAGGGCACGAUCAAGGUCGAGUACGCCGGCGGCCUGGUGGUGGACGACGGCAACGAGCUCACGCCCACGCAGGUGCAGCACCAUCCCACGCUGGUCACGUGGGCCGCCGAGGAGGGGGCGCACUACUGCCUCAUCUGCACAGACUUCGACCCGCCUGGCCUGGAGCUGGAGGACCCCAGGAAGAACGAGGUGAUCCACUACAUGGUCGGCAACGUCCCCGGCAACGCGUUGCACGACGGCGAGGUGCUGUUCGAGUACAUUGGCGCCGGCGCGCGGCAGGGCACUGGUCUUCACAAGUACGUCUUCCUUCUUUACAAACAGCCCGGGAAAAUUAACUUCAAUCAAGAAAGAGUAUCGAAAAUAGAGCGCAAGGGGCGGCUUCCUUUUUCCAGCAGGAUAUUCGCCUGCCAGUUCAAACUCGGCCGCCCCGUGGCGGGCAACUUCUUCACGGCCCAGUACGAUGACUACGUCCCGAAGCUGCACGCCUCCUUCAUCGACUGAAUCGUGAAACCCCCGUAAUAGAAAAGCAGUAAACAAACAUUACCUCAA
This is a messenger RNA of Thrips palmi, 723 nucleotides long. Its product is annotated as protein D3-like. The record is from RefSeq and is a predicted model, not a curated record. Lineage: Eukaryota; Metazoa; Arthropoda; Insecta; Thysanoptera; Thripidae. The coding region runs from base 136 to 675 and encodes 179 amino acids. The transcript is spliced from 5 exons.